AUGAUAAUGCAUUUGUUUGUUCCCUAUCUACCAUAUUAUCUAAUUGGUUUAAUUUUCUUACAAACGGCUUUUGGUUUGAUUGAAUUAUCGCACCCAGAUAACUCCAUACCAGUGAACCGGUUUGUAACUCCGCUUCAUAUCGUACCUGAAUGGUACUUUUUAGCAUAUUAUGCGGUGUUAAAAGUAAUCCCAUCCAAAACCGGUGGUUUGUUAGUAUUUAUGUUAUCAACAUGUCAAUGA
Besnoitia besnoiti is the source of this 240-nucleotide messenger RNA. Its product is annotated as putative apocytochrome b. Gene Ontology annotation, cellular component: membrane. Gene Ontology annotation, molecular function: electron transfer activity. The transcript is spliced from 2 exons. The record is from RefSeq and is a predicted model, not a curated record. Lineage: Eukaryota; Apicomplexa; Conoidasida; Eucoccidiorida; Sarcocystidae. Bases 1 to 240 code for a protein of 79 amino acids.